GUUGUAAUCAAAGUACCUUCCAAACAUGCAUCAUUGCUGCGGUUUUCCUACCGGAUGCCUUCCGUUCACAGGAAACAAUUAAGAAUAUCUCGAAAUUGAUAACGCCUAUCCUAAAUCAAAACCUUUAUUAAUUAACAAUUUUUUCUUUACUCGUCAAAAACGGCUAGUGGUGUGAAGGUGAUUUUUCCAAGAUCUAAUAUUUAAACAACUCAUCCAAGAUGUCUUUGGGAACGGAUAUGUUUUACAUGUACCCCAAGGAGAACGCAAAGCUACACAAAACUGAUCAGUAUGAAUUGGUUGAUGAAGAAGACGUUCCUGUACUUCGUAGAGGACAAAAGUUUACUGUAGCUUUAAGGUUUAGCAGAGAUUAUGAUCCAAAGACCGACAUGAUUAGAAUUUCGUUUAACUUUGGUCCACGCCCUCAUCCGAUUAAGGGUACUGCUGGUAUAUUUGUGGUUGAUCCUGCUAAAAGAUCAAAUAUUGAUACAGAAAAACCUAUGUGGUUUGGAAACGUUUUAGAAGCGAGAGGACAAAGCUUAACAUUGGAGAUCUACUCUCCCCCUGGUAUUCCAGUUGGUCUUUGGGCUGUAAAAGUCGAAACACGAGUGCGAAACAGUUCUGAAGAACCAGUGGUCUACGAUUAUCCAGGAGAUCUCUACUUCAUUUGCAAUCCAUGGAAUUGUCACGACAUGGUGUACAUGCCCGAAACCAGAUUGUUAGAGGAAUACAUAUUGAAUGACACUGGAAAGAUCUGGGUUGGUCCAUUAGGAACCACAAAAGGAAGAGAAUGGAUUUUCGGCCAAUUUGAUAGUUGCACUCUUCCAGCCAUUCAACUUAUGUUUGAAAAAUCUGGUCUUCCUUGGGCCAGUCGUGGUGAUCCAAUAAAGCUGACGAGAAUUAUCUCCAAAAUGGUUAAUAGCAACGACGAUGAUGGUAUUUUGGUAGGACGGUGGGAUGGGCAGUACGAGGAUGGUACUGCUCCUUCUGCUUGGACAGGAUCUGUACCAAUUCUGCAACAGUAUUUAGAUACCGAACAACCGGUGAGCUAUGGUCAAUGUUGGGUUUUCUCAGGAGUUUGCACUACAAUUGCUCGUGCGCUUGGUAUUCCAUCAAGAGUAGUUUCCAACUUAGUUUCUGCCCACGAUGCCAAUUCUACCUUAACGGUGGAUAAAUACUUCAACGAACACAACGAAGAGUUGCCUUUUGAUCCGAAUAACCCAGAAGGAGAGGACUCCAUUUGGAACUACCAUGUUUGGAACGAUGUAUACAUGGCACGUCCAGAUCUUCCUCCAGGUUAUGGUGGUUGGCAAGCUAUUGACGCAACUCCUCAAGAACCAUCAAGUGGUUUUUACCAGUGCGGACCAGCAUCUUUGGAAGCUAUCAAAAAGGGACAAGUCGGUUAUAACUUUGAUGUUGGCUUCAUGGUUGCUUCCGUCAAUGCAGAUCUGAUGCGUUGGAAAGUAGAUCAUUCCAAUGUACUGGGAUACAAGAGGAUUUAUUGUAACAAAUAUCAUGUUGGUCGCUACAUUCUCACUAAACAGCCAUUCAUGUACGAUUACAAUGGAGACAGAGAUCGUCAAGAUAUAACUCGUUUAUAUAAACCGGAGGAAGGAUCAAAAGCAGAACGUUUGUCUCUGCUGAACGCUGUCCGAGGAACUGAAGCUGCCAAGAGGUUCUUUGAUAUGCCUGAUGAAGAAACCGAAGAUUGUGAAUUCACAUUACAAGAUUUGGAUCAAAUUAAAAUCGGAGAAAAUUUCAGCGUUGUGGUGAAAAUCAAAAACAACAGUAAUAGCCAACGUCACAUCAAAGUCCAUCUCUCUGCUGGUACAGUUUACUACAAUGGUCUUAAAGCUCAUCCGAUCAGCAAAGAUGAGGGAGAAUUCAAUCUUAAACCUCAUUCCACUGAAGAAUUAAGGCUUAACGUCACAGCUGAUGAAUAUCUGGAUAAGCUGGUGGAAUACUGCAUCAUGAAGAUAUACGCCAUUGCUUCGGUUUCAGAGACUAACCAAACUUGGGCUGAUGAAGAUGAUUUCCAAGUCGUUAGACCAAAUAUUGACAUUAAGGUACCCCAUACUAUUGUCAACAAGAAACCAACAACAGUAGGUCUGAAAUUCGUCAAUCCGUUGAAGAAAGCUCUGACCAACGGCAAGUUCCACAUUUCUGGAGCAUCGCUUCUUAAAAACCAAGUUAUUGGUGUUCCUGAUGUUAAACCUGGUACCGUGAUCAGAAUCGAAACCAGUAUUGUUCCAAAAUACGAAGGAGAACAGAAAUUGGUGGCCACUUUCACUUCGAGAGAAUUGCUUGACAUCACCGGAACAGCUAAAGUGGAAGUCGUGUCUGAAGAAGAGUAAAAGAUUACAUCCAUGACACAAUAAGUACUUAUUUGGAUUUCCGGUAUAGGGCUUUUCAUCGAUUGUCAUUUGUUUCGAGCUUCUGUCAUGUGUCACAUAAUAUUAAUAUAUCUACGUCAUACGUCUUCGGUUUGUAUCAUUGGUAAUACCAAUAACGUACGACGUAGAUAUAUUAAUAUUAAGUGUCACAUGACAGAAGCUCGAAACAAAUGACUGUGAAUGAAAAGCCCUAUAGAGCGCUAUAGAAUUAUUCUGAAUCGGCAUAGUAAAAAAAUGUUUAAAAAUGAUCUUUGAUAAGUAGUAAAAACUGUUGAAACUCUUUUAAAAUGUAGAUUAUAGGUUGCUACUUUGAAUACAAACGUAUUAUGCAGUAUUAUUUCUAUUACAUGUAUUAUUUUAUAAUAUUUUGUGAAGGUAUUUUUAAAGAUUUACACAGAAUACUUGAGCACUUCUGCAGACCAAUCUGCAGAAUAAUGUAAAAUCCAAAUAAAGCUAGAAUAUGCUGCUAAAUUUUGAUUACAGCAUUAUUAACGUUGACAAAAAUUGAUUUUUAUACCAUAAUAAAUAUAGAAAUUUUUUGGAAACCCUAUAUUAAAUUUUUUUAUACUUUUAUAGCUUAUUAAAUUUAAGAUUGCUUUAAUAAAAACUUUUAUAAAGUAUAUAAUAUAAAAUAUGGCAUU
Messenger RNA from Diabrotica virgifera virgifera (western corn rootworm), 3031 nucleotides. Its product is annotated as hemocyte protein-glutamine gamma-glutamyltransferase. The record is from RefSeq and is a predicted model, not a curated record. NCBI's taxonomy places the organism in Eukaryota, Metazoa, Arthropoda, Insecta, Coleoptera, Chrysomelidae. Gene Ontology annotation, biological process: peptide cross-linking. The coding region runs from base 219 to 2351 and encodes 710 amino acids. Gene Ontology annotation, molecular function: protein-glutamine gamma-glutamyltransferase activity. The transcript has 12 exons.